Messenger RNA from Lytechinus pictus (painted urchin), 4052 nucleotides. RefSeq names its product protein PALS1-like. The transcript is spliced from 17 exons. Gene Ontology annotation, molecular function: protein binding. Bases 544 to 3432 code for a protein of 962 amino acids. Gene Ontology annotation, biological process: establishment or maintenance of epithelial cell apical/basal polarity; morphogenesis of an epithelial sheet; protein localization to plasma membrane. Lineage: Eukaryota; Metazoa; Echinodermata; Echinoidea; Temnopleuroida; Toxopneustidae. The record is from RefSeq and is a predicted model, not a curated record. Gene Ontology annotation, cellular component: plasma membrane; adherens junction.
GCCCAUUCUACAGAAAUAUUUUCUAUACUGAUGGAUAAACUUUGUUUGUUGAUGAGUUUCUGUUGGUUGAAAAAGGAUCCUGCGCAUUCCUUGGAGUUUUUGCAAACAAUAGUGGUGGUGGUACUGGACCAUAGCUAAACUCUGAUUAUUCUUUUCUUAUCAUAUUGUUUGCCAUCCCAUUCCUUAUUUUGGGGAGUAUCAUAAAGUCUUCAAUCAUAGUAGAGAGUGUCACUGUAAAUGAUCUUUCUGUAAAUACAUCUACCAACAUUCCAGCUCUACAUAUUAGAGGAGUGAUGUUCCAUUGAUUAGAUAGACCUGCAUCCGAUGUGAAAGAUGUACAGGAGUUUUGAACCUGAGAUAGCCUAAUAAUGCUUUCUUCUUCUUAGUGUGCUCAAUUGCUGCUUGACCUUGUUAUUUGCUCAAACAGCGCUGAUCAUUUGGGAAGACAUAUCUUGAGACUGAGGGUAGGAAUCAAUAUCCUGUCAGCCGGUGCAAGUUCAUGGUUGAAUGAUGGACAAAAUAAUUUCUGAGGAGUAUAAUUGAAUGAUGGGUGUGCCCAUAGAAUCCAGUUCCCCACCCACCAAUCAAAACCACAGGAAGAAAAUGAUGGACAUAGGAGGAUACAUGAUCAUGCUGGCUGAAAUGAAGAACAAAAAGAUCAAACUUUAUGGUUCUCCAGCUGAUCGAGCAGAUCUUGAAAUUGGAGAUGAAAUCUUAGAGGUUAAUGGAAGAUCAUUAGAAAAUGCAACCCAUGAAGAAGUUAUUGCACAUAUUCAUCAGUGUGUAAAAUCAAGAACAAUAAAUCUGCGAGUUAAAAGGAGGACCAUAAGAGAUGGAGGUAUCGAUGAUCUAGAGAAAAAGCGAUUACAGCAAGCUUAUGUGAUUGCAGUUGAGCAACAGACAAGGGAUAAGAUUGCCCAGAUUGCUGCUGAUAAUAAUGUGGAGCCUGUAGAUCUUACAACUCUCAACAACUCAAAUCAUCCAGUAGACUUCAACAAUACUCAUGUAGAACUCCAUACUCAUAGCAAUGGAUACGAUGAACCCGAGAACAGUGAAUCUUAUGUGGAACCUCCACUAACAGCAACCUCUGCCAAGGCAUCCAACGAUGGCAACAGCCAUGACCAGUUGAAUCAACUGUUUGGUGAAGACUUUCAGGCAGUGAACAAACCGGAAGGGCAUGACAACCUAGCCUUCAGUUUAGAAUUCCAAUCAGAUAUUAGUGUCCCUGAGACAGAAUCUCCACAUCAUGAAACAUCUCCUCCUGUCCAGGAACCUUUAGUCCAACCAAAAGUGCUCAACGGCGAGGAAGCGCCCCCUUUGGACCUUGCUACACUUGAUGUCCAAUCUAAUGUACAAAGUGCCUCAUUGCCAACUAACAGAACUUGGCAAAAGAACACAAUGCCAGAACCAAGUGCGGCUGUCCAUGUCGGAUCACGCCCCCAACGUGAGAUGGGGGUGGACUGUCCAGCAGAUUUUGUGGCAGCAAGUGGCAUGAAAGAUCCACCUGUUCAAUCAACAGCCAGUGUAAAAGUUAAUGGACAUACUUUGACCAAUGGCACAGACUUGAUCCCAAACUCCAAACAGAACAAUAACCUGAGUUAUAAGCAAACAGGAACAAGCAAAUAUGGUGUUACAAUACAACAGAACUCCAGUCAGAAUAACAGCCAGGGCAGCAUUUCAUUUGAGCCAGUCAGUGAUAGUCCACUUUUUGAAGAUGCAGGCACUUCCAGACAGUACUCUACACCAGGACAGCCUCCUACAAAAAAAAUAUUGAACCUCCAAGAUCUCUUUGCUACUCUAGCCAUUGCACAGAGUAAGCUUGGUAGUCCUCAGGAUAGGGAGGAUUUAAACUUUAUUCAACAGUUCUUCCACAACUCAGAUGUACAGCAUGCAGUUGGUAUCCAACAUACAGUAGGAGAAUUACAAUUAUCAAAGUCACCCCCUCUGCCAGUUGCAGCCAACAGUGAAACACUAGCGGUAGAGAUUGCAUACAGUGCAAGGGGUUCUAAAGGAGAAGCUGAUGAGCUCAGGAGAUUGCUUUCCAAUCCUCUUCUAAGGGGUCUUUUGCGAGCACAUGACAAUGUAGCCAACCCUGACCCUGGUGAAUUACCUAAUGAUGUAUAUCAUGAUAUUGAGCUACCUGAUGAUGCUGAAGAUUCAGUUAAGAUAGUCAGGAUUGAGAAGACAGGUGAACCAUUGGGUGCAACAAUCCUGAAUGAGAAUGAAUGUAUCAUUAUUGGUCGUAUCAUCAAAGGUGGAAUGGCAGAGAAGAGUGGUCUACUACAUGAAGGAGAUGAGAUCUUACAGAUCAAUAAUGAUAUCGUCACUGGCAAAUCAGUUAAUGAACUAUCAGACCUCAUGGCGAAUCAAACUGGUACCAUGACAUUCCUUAUAGUGCCAUCACAAGCCGAUGUGGCCCAUCCACCAACUGCUAAUACUGUACUGAUGCAUAUGAGAGCCAACUUUGACUAUGAUCCUGAGGAUGAUAUGUACAUUCCAUGUCGUGAGCUUGGUUUAUCAUUCAUCAAAGGUGAUAUCUUACACAUUAUUAAUGCUGAUGAUUCUAACUGGUGGCAAGCAUUUAGAGAAGGUGAUGAAGACCAAUCAUUGGCUGGCCUUGUACCAAGCAAAGCUUUCCAAAACCAACGAGAAGCAAUGAAGGAACCAUCAAAUGAUGAUGAAGAUCAAAAACCACAAAAAGCAUCUCUCCUUUGUAGCUGUAGAGGGAAAAAUAACAAGAAAAAGAAGAAGAAGAAAAAUAUGUACAACAACGACCGAAAUGAUAUUGAUGAGCCACUAACAUAUGAGGAGGUAGGCAUGUAUCAACCUGAACCUCAUAGAAAGAGACCCAUUGUACUGAUUGGACCUCCACAUGUUGGAAGACAAGAACUCAAACAAAGAUUAUUGGAAUCAGAUAGAAGAUUCAAAGCAGCUGUACCUCAUACUACAAGAGUGAUGAAAGAGCAUGAAAUAAAUGGUGUUGACUACCACUUCAUCAGUAAAACACGUUUUGAACAGGAUGUUGCUGCUAAUAAGUUUGUAGAGUAUGGAGAUUAUGAAGGAAACCUCUAUGGUACAUCAUUGGAUUCUAUUCAAGCUGUUAUUGACGAGUCUAAGAUCUGUCUUCUAAAUCUUCAUGCUCAGGCACUGAAGAUGCUGAAGAAGUCUUGUUUGAAGCCUUAUUUCAUCUUCAUCUGUCCACCUUCCAUUGAUAGAUUAAGACAGCAGAGAACAGAAGCAGGUCAACUUCUUAAGGAGCAAGAGCUGAGAGAAAUCAUUGACACUGGACGAGGGAUGGAAGAUAUGUAUGGACAUUAUUUUGAUCAUGUGAUCAUACAUCAUGAUCAUGACCGUGCCUAUAAUGAUUUGAUCUCUGAAAUAGACAGGAUACAAAUACAACCUCAGUGGGUACCACUUCACUGGUUAAGCUAAUCAUCUGCCUUCAAUUCAGUCUGGACAAUGACAAACUUCCUAAAAGUCUUCAAAUCACUUAAGGAAAGCUCCUCAGUAUUGCACAAGAUUUGAAAAGGAUGAUACUUCGAUCUAAGACAUUUUGUUUAGUUUUGGUAAUAUCAGAAUAACCACUUAUGAAGCCAUUUUAUUUUUGUUGUAAUAUGAGUUACAAUGCCAUGUUGUCUGACUGAGAAUGCUUCAGGCAUGUCAAAGAUAAGAGGUGUGUUUUCAUGCUCAAUGAAACCACAGCUCAACUAUAAGGCCAAGCCCUUUGGUGUGGCAACUGAAAGUCUAAAUACAGUAAUACACUAUUUUAUCUUGACUAAAAAAGUGAUUAAUGAUUCUUUAAUAUGCCUACUCUAGAUCUACUAAGAAAUGACAUCUUACUUUGUCAUUUUCCCCCUGAGUCAAAAACUAUGAGAAUUCCUGAUUUGUCUUCAAAAGUUGCCUGAAUUUCAUUUGCAUCACAUAAACUGCUAUAUUUUAUUCACUCUCACACAAAGCAACUUCAUGAGAUUUUUCAAAAAUUUGAUAAGUUUUGUAGAUUAUGCCAUGGGUAAAAUGCAUACUGAUUUUUAUCUUGAUUAUGCGGUCAACGU